Panicum hallii is the source of this 1116-nucleotide messenger RNA. RefSeq lists its product as uncharacterized. The record is from RefSeq and is a predicted model, not a curated record. The transcript has 2 exons. Bases 1 to 1116 code for a protein of 371 amino acids. Lineage: Eukaryota; Viridiplantae; Streptophyta; Magnoliopsida; Poales; Poaceae.
AUGGAACAGGAAAUGCCUGCUGCUCUUGCCCGGGCUGGUAGCCAGAUAGCUGCAGCUGUUGACGCCAUCGGCCAUGAUGGUGGCCAGCCUGCUGCUGCUGCUGUUGCCGCUGGGCAGCCAGGGAGGCAAGCCAUGAGGUGGACCACUGUCAUGUCCUCAUUUGUGCUUCGCCGCUUCUGCCUUCUCAUCUCCACUGGUGUUAGGACUGAUAAAGGCUUUAAGGAGGUCCACUUCAACCAAGUUGCCAGUGAUCUUCAAGAGUUCACUAGCAACAAGGUCACCGGACAGCAAGUGUACAAUCACUUAUGCAAAUGGAGGCAGAGGUGGAUGAGGGUGACAAAGCUUAGAGAGCUUAGUGGGUCCUUGUGGGAUGAGGAUAACUUCAUGAUAACUUUAGAAGAGGAGCACUACAAGGGGCAUGUCAAGGUAUAUCCCAGGGAUGCUGAUCUGCUUAACAAGCCAAUUGAGAACUACCAGCACAUGGAAGUUAUCUUUGGCACUGGGUGUGCCACUGGUAAAUUUGUCAUGGGCUCUAAUGAGGCUUUGGGCUCCCUCUCUGAUUUUACUAAGAGCUCUCUAAAGCAUCUGGAAGAUGACAUUGGCAAGCUGUUUGAAGAGGUGGGGAAAAAACAGGAAGGAGGUGGGGGUGGUAGUGGUUCUGUGGCUGGCAAUAAGAGGAAGAGAUCCUCUUUAAGUGACGAGGACAUCACUAUCAUGACUGGCAUGGCUGCUGCUGUUAACAAUGUAGCUGAUGCUAUUCGUGAGACCAAGGCGCAAGAUGAGCAUCCUGACCUAUACGAGGCUGUCAUGUUCAUGCCCGGCUUUAGCGAGGAGGCCCUGAUUAUGGUCUAUUCUCACCUUCUGGAUAACAGGGCUCAGGGGGGUGCUUUUGUCAAGAUGAAUCAGUCACAUCGUAUGCUGUGGCUGAAAACUUUCUUGGCCAAGCACUACUAUCCGCAGGUGGCCUAUUGCCAGUGGUUGUUGCUUCAACUUUUGGUGCCAUCUAUACUGAUGGCUGGUGCUUUUGUGGGGGUCAGGCUUGUGCUGUCGAGGUGCCUCCCAUUUAGGUUUGCUCUAAUAUUGCCAUAUCUAUUGCUGGCUUCAUUUAUGGGCUGA